AUGGGGGCUAUCGUGGCCGCGUUCAUUGCGGUUCUCGCUCUGGCCAGUGCUCAUGGCUCUCAUUCGCAAGAGGAGCUGGCCAAUCCUGCGGAAGAUUGGGCAUUGUACCAUAUGCAGGAAGAACACCAUAUCUCCAACUUCGAUCCGGCCUCAUUCUUUGCACUCCAUGACUUCAACAACGAUGGCGCGUGGACACCCGACGAAGUGCGCCGAACAUAUGGCCUGGACGACGAAUCUUUGAUAGCCACGCCCGCCGACGCGAAAGACAGAGCCGUUCUCAACGUCUUCAAACUCUUUGACCCUCAUAGCACCGGCCUUAUUACCCGUGACCAGUGGCUCGAGGGCAUACGAUCCGGCAAGAAACUCCCAGACUCUGGAUUAGGCCCAGGCCAUCACGGCGACGACGAAUACGAGUAUGAGAUCCACCAUUUUGAGAAAUACCAUGACGAGAACACGAGAGAGGAGGAUCUGAUCCAUCCCGAAGAUAUAGAGCAUUUCAAAAAACACGACAUGAGGGAAGAUGAGGAAUAUCGGAUACUGAGAGAACAACAACAGAGCAUUGUGGAGAGGAACAUCCCGCUCAAAUUUAGGAGACAGCCCUGA
This is a messenger RNA of Fonsecaea nubica, 603 nucleotides long. RefSeq lists its product as hypothetical. The coding region runs from base 1 to 603 and encodes 200 amino acids. The transcript is spliced from 2 exons. NCBI's taxonomy places the organism in Eukaryota, Fungi, Ascomycota, Eurotiomycetes, Chaetothyriales, Herpotrichiellaceae. Gene Ontology annotation, molecular function: calcium ion binding. The record is from RefSeq and is a predicted model, not a curated record. Gene Ontology annotation, cellular component: endoplasmic reticulum-Golgi intermediate compartment; extracellular exosome.